Rhizoctonia solani is the source of this 729-nucleotide messenger RNA. RefSeq names its product exocyst complex component Sec10. NCBI's taxonomy places the organism in Eukaryota, Fungi, Basidiomycota, Agaricomycetes, Cantharellales, Ceratobasidiaceae. The coding region runs from base 1 to 729 and encodes 242 amino acids. Gene Ontology annotation, biological process: Golgi to plasma membrane transport; exocytosis. Gene Ontology annotation, cellular component: exocyst; cytoplasm. The record is from RefSeq and is a predicted model, not a curated record. The transcript is spliced from 8 exons.
AUGUCAUUUGACGAUCUCGACCUCCUUCUUUCCCUUGACACUGCGUUGGAACUUGUCCAUGCGGAUCGUGAAGCUCUGAAGCGUUGUGAAACAUUCAAGGACUAUCCAGCUCCGAUUGGGCAUCGAGCAAUGGGUGAACGACAUAUCGCUCCUGGGUUUGCCAGAGCCGAAGAGCAAAUGAGAAUGUAUCAACCCGCUGAGCAUGCCGAAACGACUAGUGUUGCCCUUUACUCCAGUUACUUUGAUAAGGAAUUGGCUCCUUUCAUUGAUAAAACCGACUUUCUAAACGCUGUAGUGCGGGAGAAGAAGCGGUUCGAAAAUGCGUUGGAUGAUGCAGUGGCUGGGGGGCUGAAUGCGGGAACCGAAGUAUUGAUGAACCAAACGGGCCCGAGAGUUUAUUAUCCUGAUCCUGGCGUCCCUCUUGACUGGGGCCUACCAAGGGCUGGAAGUACGAGCAAGGAGGUUGGAAGUGUUCCAUCAAGAAAUUGGGAUUCGGCUGAAUGCAAACAUCUAAAACGGCAGAUUAUUUCCCUUGAAGGAGGAUUCCAGGUCAUUGCUGACCUAAAUGCUUAUCAUGCAUUUAUUAGUUCUCUGAAAGUCCCCUCGAUACAGCAAGACUUUGCCAACCUCAAAAUGUUGGGACAUGUUUAUGUAGUGGAAGAUGCAGUGAUCUCGCGCAGAUCGUUCGGGAUGUUACGCGUUAUGGCGGCAGUUUUCGCCCAGAGGUGA